Molecule: messenger RNA, 4424 nt
Organism: Dalotia coriaria
Lineage: Eukaryota; Metazoa; Arthropoda; Insecta; Coleoptera; Staphylinidae
Gene: Skeletor
Product: protein Skeletor, isoforms B/C-like
Exons: 8
Coding region: 219-4253 (1344 amino acids)
Source: RefSeq, a predicted model, not a curated record
GACUCGGCGCAUCGCCGACGAGCGCGUGCGUCCAGUGCUUAAGUCAAACAUCGACGCAUAACAACACCAAGUGCGACCAAGAGACGCAGAAAAACACGACACGAACGCAACUAUAACUGAACUUGCUGAUACCCGAGAAGAAGUCUCGCAAAGUGCGUUCGCUUACGCGGCACGACGUUGCUCGCGGUCAGUGAUUGUGCGCGGUGAUUGCCGACAAGAUGCCGCCGCCAUCAACGGUUACCAACAUACUCUUUAUCUGUUUCAUAGGUUUGAGCAGUAUUGAAGUAAAUGGCGCGCCGUAUUUGGGAAAAUUUUUGGGCAAACUGACCGAAUUGCAUCAUGGAGUUUCCGGUGAGGUGUACGCCGUGGACGCGCGCACCCUUCACAUCAAGGACUUUACCUACGACGGACAAGGACCAGCGGCGUACUUCUUCGCCGGAAGUUCGCGCGCGCCCGGAAACACUGGAUUCCGCAUUCGCGACGAGAACGGCAGUCCGGACGUGCUCCGACGCUACCGAAAAGAAGGUGUCACUAUCACACUACCCGAGGGCAAGAGUCUCAACAACAUAAAGUGGUUCUCUGUAUGGUGUGAAGAGUAUGAGGUUAACUUCGGCGAUGUGAAAAUUCCAAAAAACUUCGAUUACCCGCGCCCGCAAAAAAUUGACGGGUUGCGGGGUGUACACAAUGUCAAUUCCGAUAACAUCGUCAUCGUUGAUGCGCAAACCCUGCUGGUACCGAGUCUUUCCUACGAUGGUGAAGCACCAGAUGCAAAAUUCUGGGUCGGCAGAGGACCGAAACCGUCCCCGCAAGGGGUGCGCGUGCCUGAUGAAAACGGCAAAGAGAUCCCCUUGCGGCGUUACGAUCGUAAGACGGUCGUGUUGACGUUGCCCGGCGACCUCACCGUGUUCGACAUCGGACACUUUGGCAUCUGGUGCGAGGCGUUCACCGUCGACUUUGGCCACGUGCAAAUUCCGCAGGACCUCAACGUGCCGCCGUCGCUGAAAAUGCUUGGCGUCAGUCCGCAGUCGAAGCUCAACUGUGAGGUGCUACACGACGACUUGGCAUUUGAAGUGCGUUGGGCGGUCGCAGGCGACAGCAUUGUGUUGCAACUGGUUGCAAAAUUAGAAAAUCGCGAAUACAUGUCCUUCGGUAUUUCUGGGGACGAGGGCAGAAGCCAGAUGGUCGGCGGCGACGUUGUGGUUGCGUGGGUCGACAAGGAAACGCUGAAAGGCUACGCUGAGGAUUACUACUUAGAGGCAAAGUCGCAGUGCUCGGGUCCACGGGGAUCUUGUCCCGAUGCCAAAUUAGCGGACAAUUCCAAUAACAUUCGUUUGCUUAACGCUGCAAUGGUUAACGGUUAUUCAAUUGUAACCUAUCAACGACCUUUACGACCAGCGGAUACCUACGAUAAAGCAAUCUUUACCAAUCACUCGCAACCUGUAAUUUGGGCCAUUGGACCACUAAAUCAACGCGAUGAAGUGUCAUUCCAUAGCCAAUACAACAAAAAGGAUAAGAUUAUUGAUUUCGGAAGAGCUGCCAAGUGGAAUUGUCCCAUGCCUGAAGGGGAUCAACCUUCCAUGAAACCAGUCACGGCUAGACCGGUACAAGCCGCGUAUGUUGCUGAUGAAGAAGAGAGAAUACCUGCAACACCACCACCAACACCAGCUCCUACUAGGACACGAGGUCGUACUCCUGAACGUAGAGGUGGUUCAAACAGAGGUUCCCCUGCUCAGCAAAUAGACAACGAAAGAAGUCAAUCAUCCCAAACGACAACAAGACAAAGAGGUACUCCUAAUAGAGGUGCAAGCCGUGCUUCUACAAGACCACCAGCUACACCUGCGCCAGUAUCAAAUCGUAACGCAUGGGUAAUUCCACCAAUUCAAUGUGAUGAACCUGAUGAUGGUGUUUUCUACGCCCAGAUGGGUCCUACCGGCGGCAAACAUGGAUACCCAGCAAUUACUGGUCAUGUUGGCUGGGGUAUCUGUUGGUAUAUCAACGGACUCCUCAUUCCGGAAAUCAAUGUGGUUCGUGGUAAAACCUAUACCUUUGUGGUAGAAGGUGGACAUAACCCGGAAACACCCGCUAAUUAUCAUCCGUUCUAUAUCACUGAUGAUCCAAUUGGAGGAUAUGAAUAUAAAACUAUUGAAGAACGACAGAAUGUCACCAUUUUUGCAGGCGCAGGUCAAGCUAAAGACGGAACUGUGCAACCUACUGGAAUAGGGCGCCUCUGUCAUUGGACCCAUCAAGGUGAAUCCGAAGCAGAUGAUUUUGAUUCAUUCGGAGCAUACCAACGUACUCUAGAAUUGAGAUGUGAUAAAGGUGAACCUGGAGUUAUUCAAUGGACACCUGAUAAGGACACCCCUGACACAGUCUACUAUCAAUGUUUCACACAUAGAUAUCUUGGAUGGAAGAUUAAUGUUUUGGACUCUUGUGAAAUCUCGAAAGCCGCUAGUGAAAUUCAUGAAACAGUAGUUGCUCCCGAUUCUGAGGUUGAUGCUGAAGGACCAAAAGAUGACUUAGCCGAUAGUCCUUCAAUUCGAGUAGAGACCAGAGUAAAACCCAACAAUUUGGAAGAUGUUUUAAACAAAAACGAGCAGAUUAUUUAUGAGAAAGACACCGUAGAAAUAGUGAAACCUGUUGUGGAAGAGGAAGUAAUCAGUGAGACUACUCCAAGAAUUGAUAAAACUAUUCAAGAACUCCCAGAUGUAGAAAAAAAGUUUACUUUUCGUUCAGAUAGCAGAAAGAACCUUACUUUAAUACCUGGAUCUCUUGGUCCUCAUGGACCUCCAAGAAUACCUUUUGGUCUGGGUCCACAGAUUAUGCCAAUGGGAAAAGUUGUUCUACGUCGACCAUCUGUACAUCACCAAACUGUAAUGGCGUCAAUGCCUCGUCCCACAUACGUAAAACAUCGCAGACCUACCAUGUUCGUGAAGAAACCCAUCUACAGACCUUAUAUGAAAGCUCCAAUCAGUCGGCCUUGGAUGGGACCUCCAAUGAAGUAUGAAAAACCUUUGAUAUUCUCAAUGCCACCACCCGGGGCAAUGAUUAGUCGUCAGCCAGUACAUCCUCCAAUUCCCAUGCAUCCACCUCACAAUGUAAUCAUCAUGAAACCCCAAAAUAAACCAAUAGUAACAUCACGCAUGCCAGAACCACAAAAACUGAACGCCGAACCGAAUGUGGAAGUAUCCAAACCUCAACCUUCAACAGAACGAUCCGAGACAAUUUCGUUCAAUGAGAAACCUAUCAAUGUGCAAGCACAACAAUCAGCACCUUCAGAAAAACACUAUAAAACCAUACUUAUUCCAAUGAAACAAGCAAUUAACACUGGUUUUGACCCAUCUUCUGUGGUAAUCGAAAGUGGAUUCAAACCCAUUAUCUCCAAAGACAUUGAAUCCCGCGUGGGUCAAGUUGACGGACCAGAAAUUGAGAUUGAAAGUGAAGCGGGUGUUAUUGAUGAAACCCAAGCAAGCGUAAACUCCGAAACAAAUAAAGAACCCACUGCCCAGGCUACGGAAUACUUCGAACCAAUGUUCAUACCUUCACCAACUAUCGACAUGAAGAAGGCUUUGAAGAAAAAAAUCUACGCUUAUAAUAAAAUGAUGAACGCUGCCAGGAGGUCAACUCACUACGGUCGCGAGUAUGAAUUUGACUUGGAAGAACCUGCAGGAGCUGCUAAUGAACGAGUAGAUGCCUACUACCUUCCUCCUGAUACACGACGCUCCAAACCAAUCGAACGUCCACGUCACCGAAGCAAUAUUGACAUGGCCCCUGGAACAGUUAUCACCUUUGAUGGCAGAAAAGUAUCAGGUGCAAGUCUCACCGCUCGUGGUGGACCAGUUGUAUCCCUCACAAGCAGAUCCAGUAAGGGUGCUGAACUUUUAAGACAUCCACAAUCAGCCCCUUUUAAGGGGGAUCUGCCUCCGCUUAACCUCAAAGUUGAUCUGAACGCCCCACAACUGCAAAGCAGAUCGUUGAAUAGGGAACUUGACCUCCCUGCUGGGUCAAUCAAGCAGACCAUCACCCUGAGGGAAUUACACCCUUCACAGGAAGAUGAACUUGUGCCGCUAGGGGUUAGCGGAGAAGAGAGGAGCAAAGCAAGAAAGAAGAGAGCCGCGCAUCAUACGGAAGAACACACCGCCCAACAAGAACAAGAGAGGAAAGAUAAAGAGAAAAAAGAGAAGAGUGCAGCCAGCAGUGUACAAAUAACAAUGAGCGCAAUUCUAGUAUGUCUAGUAUUUCAACAUUUUGUUUAGAUGUGAAGAAUGAGUAUGAUAAGUAAAAUAUGACUAAAGUUAAGUAUUUAAAAGCUUCUAAGCUGAUAAAUUUUUUCGAAAAUUGACAGAUUUUUAUACAUGUUGUUUAUUUUUACGUGUUUUUUGUGUGUAUAUAAAGCGGAACCUCGAAAUAAAAUAUUGUUAAACUAA